AUGGUUUACGCCCUUCUGGAGCUCCCUGCCGGAGUGGCACUCUUCAAGGUGGACGGCGAGAAGCAAAAGCUGAAGGCGCUGCUGCAGUUUAAGAGCACCGCGGAUGCCCUUGCCACCACAACACAAGUUGUCAAUGGUGAACUGGCAAAGCCGGUGCGCAAGUUUCUCAAGAAGAACUUUCUCGAGAAGGAAAUCACAGAGGAGCUGGCGGUGGCGGAUUCCAAGCUCGCCAAGGCCAUUAAGGAAACCCUCGCCAUUCCAUGUAUCCACGGUGAUGAGACCCUCGCCACCUUCCGUGCCCUGCGCGCCAGUGUGGAUGAGUUGCUGCAGGAGGUGUCGGCGGAACAAAUGAACCAAACCGCCCUCGGUCUGGCGCACAACCUCAAUCGCUACAAACUGAAGUUCUCCCCCGAUAAGGUGGAUAUGAUGGUGGUGCAGGCCGUCGCCCUGUUGGAGGAUCUUGACAAGGAAAUUAACAAGUAUGCGAUGCGGGCACGUGAGUGGUAUGGCUGGCACUUCCCCGAGCUUGCCAAGAUUGUGAAUGACAACCUUCUGUAUGCGAAGAUUGUAUUGGCGACCAAGACCCGCUUCAACGUGCGCGACACAGACUUCUCGGACUUCCUUGAGGAGGAGUUGGAGCAGAAGGUAAAGGAGGCGGCAAUGGUGUCCAUGGGAACAGAGAUCGCCGAGGAGGAUAUUGAAAACAUCUGCCGUCUCUGUAGUGAAGUCGUCGCGGCCGCGAAGUACCGCGAGACCCUCGCCGCCUAUCUCAGUUCCCGCAUGCAGACCAUCGCCCCCAACCUCACCACGAUGGUCGGCGAGCAGAUCGGCGCCCGCCUCAUCCAGAAGGCCGGCUCCCUCCUCUCCCUCGCAAAGUACCCCUCCUCCACUGUGCAGAUCCUCGGCGCCGAGAAGGCACUCUUCCGCGCCCUCAAGCAGCGACAGGCAACACCAAAGUAUGGUAUUCUCUACAAUGCGCAGGUGGUGGCGCGGGCCGCGGCCGCCAAUAAAGGAACCAUGUCGCGUGUGCUCGCCGCCAAGACAUCGCUUAGUGCACGUAUUGACUCCUUCGGUGAGGGCGACAACGCCCCCGCUUUGGAGUACCGCAGUAAAGUGGAGGAGCGGCUGCGGCAGUUCGAGGAGGGCGUCGCGUACGGACAAACAGGAAACGCACGCGGUGGUGGCGCCAAACUGCAGCAGAAGCGCCCACUCGGAUCAGCGGGGGGUAACGGCCACAAUAACAAUAAUAAUAACAACAACGGAGGAGGCGCACCGUUCAAGCGGCCACGUAUGGGAGAUGGCGGCUUCGCUCGGCGUAACUAA
This is a messenger RNA of Trypanosoma theileri, 1323 nucleotides long. Its product is annotated as putative nucleolar protein. The transcript has a single exon. Gene Ontology annotation, molecular function: snoRNA binding. The coding region runs from base 1 to 1323 and encodes 440 amino acids. The record is from RefSeq and is a predicted model, not a curated record. Lineage: Eukaryota; Euglenozoa; Kinetoplastea; Trypanosomatida; Trypanosomatidae. Gene Ontology annotation, cellular component: small-subunit processome; box C/D methylation guide snoRNP complex.